This is a messenger RNA of Rhizoctonia solani, 2946 nucleotides long. Its product is annotated as Transposon Tf2-7 polyprotein. The record is from RefSeq and is a predicted model, not a curated record. The transcript is spliced from 5 exons. Gene Ontology annotation, molecular function: nucleic acid binding. Bases 1 to 2946 code for a protein of 981 amino acids. Gene Ontology annotation, biological process: DNA integration. NCBI's taxonomy places the organism in Eukaryota, Fungi, Basidiomycota, Agaricomycetes, Cantharellales, Ceratobasidiaceae.
AUGUCCUGGCUCAAGUUACACAACCCUACUAUAGAUUGGCCUAAUAAGCGUAUCACUUUUAAUUCUCAACAUUGUAACAAUUCUUGUCUUUCUAUUUCUAAUUCUAUCCUGGGGAAUGUCGGUGGGACUUCUAACCACCUUGAAGGCAUACCAGAAGACUUAGGAGGUGUCGAGGUGAUUGAACCUCUUGAAGGCAUCCCUAGGGAAACUGGAGGUACUGUGGAUUCUCCACUUGAAAGUAUCCCAGUAGAACUGCGCAAUUUUGCGGAGGUAUUUUCUGAGGACAUGAAGGCUAUGGUAUACCCCUUGAAGGCAUCUGAUGAUGAGGAACUUAGAAAACUCCUUAAAGAACAAUUGGACAAAGGAUUGAUUCGCCCAUCCAAAUCCAAAUAUGGUUCCCCAGUUCAUUUUGUCAACAAGAAAAAUGGGAAAAGGCGUAUGGUUGUGGAUUAUAGAUCCCUAAAUGCAAAUACAGUCAAGAAUGCGUACCCUCUACCUCUAAUACAGUCUCUCAUUGAGAAACUAAGGGGCGCAAAAUACUUUUCCACCAUUGACCUGAAAUCUGGAUACAACUUGGUCCGGAUAAAGGAAGGUGAUGAAUGGAAGACUGCAUUUAAAACCAAAUACGGCCUGUUUGAAUACCUAGUCAUGCCCUUUGGGUUAUGCAACGCUCCUGCUGCAUUUCAGCACUUCAUGAAUGAGAUAUUUAGGGACAUAUUGGACGUCUAUGUAGUAGUAUAUCUAGACAACAUCCUAAUAUUCUCAGAAAGCAGGGAAUUACACACAAAACAUCUCCAAGAGGUACUGAAAAGGCUGCAAGACAAUGCAUGCUACUGUAACUUGGAGAAGUGUAAUUUCUAUGCAUCUGAAGUAGAUUACCUUGGUGUCAUUGCCAAUGGUGAAGGAGUGAAAGCAGAUCCCAAGAAAAUCACUCAAGCGGUUGAUUGGGCAACACCGCGCUCUGUCAAAGGGGUUCAAGAGUUUUUGGGCUUUAUAAAUUUCUAUAGACGCUUCAUACAUAACUUCUCAAAAUUGGCACAACCCUUAUACCAACUACUCCAAAAGAAUACCUUGGGAGCUCUAAUUGAAUCCCCUGUCUUAAUCCAACCCGAUCCAUACAAGGAGUUUUUCCUUGAGUGUGACGCCUCUGAUUUUGCAACGGGCGCUGUCCUUAAUCAAAAGGGCAGUGAUGAUAAAUUACACCCGGUUGCAUUCCUAUCAAAAUCCCUAGCACCUGCUGAAAGAAACUAUGAUAUCUUUGAUAAAGAGUUACUAGCAGUAGUAAGGGCUUUAAAGGAAUGGCGUCACCUGCUGGAAGGAACAACAAAAAGGGAUCUGAACCAAAGGCAGUUAAGGUGGAUGGGAUUUUUGGCAGAUUACAACUAUAGGAUUGUGUAUAGGCCAGGCGCACAGAAUAGAAAAGCAGAUAUUCUCUCUCGCCGUGAAGACCACAAGUCUGCGGUUAAGGAGGGGGAGCUUUUUAUUGCAGCUAUUCAAACAGAUAGUGACCUUAAUGAUCUAAUAAGGGACGCUCUGCAUGAUGAUAAAGCUGUACACAAAAUCCUUAAAUCUUUGGAAGAGGAUAUACCUGUUAAAGGAUGGAAGAUUGAUAAUGGCCUACUUUACUAUCAUGAUCGGAUCUAUGUCCCCAACAAGCCAGAAAUCAGGAAAGCCGUCUUAGAAAGCAGGCAUGAUAACCCUUCCACUGGGCACCCAGGACAGUUCAGAACCCUAGACCUCCUUUCAAGGGAUUACUAUUGGUCAGGGAUGAAACAGUCUGUAACAAAAUAUGUCCAAGCAUGCGACUCAUGCAUACGCAGUAAACAUUCCAACCGGGCUCCUGAAGGUCUCCUUCAAAACAUAGAUUUACCCAAUAAGCCCUGGGAGGAAAUAACGUAUGACUUGAUUGUAGGACUCCCCACCUCAGAAGGAUAUGAUGCAAUAUUGACAGUAGUGGACCGCCUAUCCAAAAUGGUCCAUUUUAUACCAACGCACUCUGAUGCUACUGCUGUUGAUGUUGCAAACCUCUUUGUAUCCUUUGUGUGGAAGUUACAUGGGUUACCCAGGAAAACCAUCUCGGACCGAGGCCCCCAGUUCAAUGCAAAAUUCCUAAGACAGGUCUAUAAGCGGCUGGGGAUAGAACCACACUUCUCCACUGCAUACAGACCCCAAGUUGAUGGACAAAGUGAACGCUUAAACCAGUUUGUGGAAAUCUACCUACGCCACUAUAUCAACUAUAGGCAAACAGACUGGGUUGCGUCAUUACCACUUGCGGAAUUUUCAUACAAUAAUGGGAAACACUCAGGUUCCAAACAUUCACCCUUCUACAUGUGCUAUGGUUACAACCCAGACUUUACAGUUGGGAACACCAAGGAAAGCCAUGUCCCUCAAGCCGAUGACCUAGCAGACUUCCUGAAAGAGAUCCAAGCUGAAGCUAAAGCUGCUUUAGAAAUUGCUGCAAAACAAAACGCACAAUACUAUGAUCUCAACAGAAGGGAAGCAACCAAGCUGGAAGUUGGUGAUAAAGUCUAUUUGAGUAGCGCCAACAUCAAAACUUCAAGGCCUUCCCAUAAGCUAGAACAUAAGCGAUUGGGGCCCUAUAAGGUCUUGGAGAAAAUUGGCAGGAACUCCUAUAAACUGGAUCUCCCUAAAUCCAUGAAAGUCCACCCUGUCUUCAACAUUGCCCUAUUACACAAGAAACCAGUAGACGAGUAUGACCGUGAUCCAGUCCCACUUCCCCCAGUUGUCACAGCUGAUGGAGAAGAGGAAUAUACUGUUGAAAGGAUCCUAGACUCCAAGAAAGUGGGUCGGCAAGUCAAAUACUUGGUUAAAUGGAAAGGGUAUGGACCAGAGGAUAACACAUGGGAGCCCAAGGCCCACUUAGCCAAUGCCCCUGAAAAAUUGGCUAAGUUUCACCGUGAACAUCCAGAGGCAGCUGGACCUUAA